Molecule: messenger RNA, 1293 nt
Organism: Gastrolobium bilobum
Lineage: Eukaryota; Viridiplantae; Streptophyta; Magnoliopsida; Fabales; Fabaceae
Product: plant UBX domain-containing protein 4-like
Exons: 4
Coding region: 89-997 (302 amino acids)
Biological process (GO): proteasome-mediated ubiquitin-dependent protein catabolic process; Golgi organization; nuclear membrane reassembly
Cellular component (GO): cytosol; nucleus
Molecular function (GO): ubiquitin binding
Source: RefSeq, a predicted model, not a curated record
CGCCGAGCGAGACGAGAAACUCGAAACAACGAGAUAUUGUCUUAUUUUUCUCUCUUUCUUUGUCUCUCCAAGACUUCAAAGAAAAUCAAUGGCGUCGAGGGACAAGAAAGCAUCGAAACCCUCGACCAGUCGAGCUGGCAGGAUCCGUACACUCUCCGAUCUGAACCGGCCAUCCGCCGACUCUGACAGCGACUCCGAUGACCCUCAGGAGUAUUACACCGGCGGCGAAAAGAGUGGAAUGCUUGUCCAGGAUCCUUCAAAAGGCAAUGACGUGGAUUCAAUUUUCAAUCGAGCUAGGCAACUUGGAGCUGUGGAAAGACCUAUUGAUCAACUUCAGGAGUCACGAAGGUCAACAAGCUUUACUGGAACUGGCAGGUUACUCUCAGGUGAAACUGUAGAAUCUGCUCCUCAGCAACCUGAGACUGUUGUUCACAACAUUGUUUUUUGGACUAAUGGUUUCACUGUCAAUGAUGGACCUUUGAGGAGUUUGGAUGAUCCUGAAAACGCCUCAUUUUUAGAGAGCAUAAAAAGAUCUGAGUGUCCAAAAGAGCUUGAACCUGCAGAUAGGAGGUCAUCUGUUAAUGUUAACCUCAUAAGGAGGAGUGAGGAGUAUCAUGAACCCGAAAAGCGUCAUGUUUCAUUUCAGGGUGUGGGAAGAACUCUAGGAAGCAGCUCUACUUCAGUGGCAUCUGAGCCAACUGUGACCUCAAUAUCUCCAAGUACUGCUCCCACCCCUUCUGCUGGCCUCGUGGUGGAUCAAUCAUUGCCAUCAACCUCAAUACAGCUUAGGUUAGCAGAUGGAACCCGCUUGAUAUCACAUUUUAAUUAUCACCACACAGUCAGCGACAUUCGUGCUUUCAUCGAUGCGUCUAGACCUGGGGGUGCGGGGAAUUAUCAACUUCAGAUGAUGGGUUUCCCCCCAAAGCUUCUCUCUGAUGAAACUCAGACUAUAGAGCAGGCUGGACUGGCAAAUUCAGUUGUCAUCCAGAAAUUCUAGCAAGCUGCACUUAUAUGCUGUAUUAAAGUGAACCAGUUUUCUUUGUUUAGGUUUUCUAUAGUGACAGUUUAAUUGAGAGCUUUUGAACGUGAGGUCUGUUAUUAGCAAAAACAAAAAAUAAACGGGGGUGCGGGUUCAUAUUUGAUUAUUUUCUUCUUCUUGCUUAAGUUUUAUCAAGGAUUAUAUUUUGCUUUAGGUUCGGUUGAUGGCUUAGCUUUGGACCCAAUUCUUGUGGUUGGAUCAGAGCAUGGUAAUUAUCCUUUUCCUUCAAGCUAGCUGGGCCUAUUGGCUGAGUU